ACCCAUCAGGCGCUUAAACAUAGAAAUGGCAUACAUUGGCUUUCCAGCAUAUUGAUAAUUGAGCUACAAGCUUUCUAUCUUGAGAGUGGCCUUUUUUGGGUAUCGUAAGCCGGCAGUGUAUUUCGAGCAACUGAUAGAUUUGGUAUAUCCUGACUUCAUCAGCGUCGCCACCGAUAUAUCACCGGUUCUCAUGAAUACCAUGUAGGACGUGUCCCUCUCCAUUGAAUUAGGGUCUCCACUUCGCCGAGCUAUUCCGCAUUACAUCCCAUACUCAUCAUGACUUAUACUACAUAAGAAUCAUAUAAGCUUCCUGCAUCUCAGGAGAGAUCCGAAAUCCCAAGUACGGGUAUGGAAAGCUCUGGAUGCAGCUGGUGAUGGCAGUCAGCUCAGACCCACCAUCUUGGUAACCCCCUGGUUGGCGAGAGUGCCGUAGGAUUCCUCGAUUCCUGUCUAAUCCACUUUAGGAUGUUGCUCAAGCUGAGCGGCCUCAUACGCAAUGAUGAAGGGUAUACAGAUAUCAAAUAUCUACCUUUGUGCAUCUCAUUUCUAAGCAUCUAUAUAGAUGGGAGGGCGCCCUCACCCGUUUCAUUGUUCAGUACAUUAAACAUCAACAGUCGCUUACACAGCAUCACAACCAAUAUCUUCUAGCUUUUCUUUACUUUUGGCUGCCCGUUAUAUCAUUCUUCUAUAUCUCAUAUCAUCCCUAAAACACUUACUAUUAAGCCAUGUCUCCCAACUCAAAAACCUCCCGUCACCAAUCAAGGAGCACCGAGGGCAAUCCCGAGGAUAUGAUCGAGCAAAUCAAGAGCAUCAUUACUCUGCUAGACGAAGUUGUCUCUCUUAGACCGCAUGAAUGCGAGACGUAUAUCCCGUCUGCUCGCUCAGCCGUCACCGCUCUCGAACACAUUCGAUUCUUUCGUGACCCAGCACGUUUCGCUGAGCAAGUCUGGAUUAUCCGAGGUCUCCAAAGCUUUGCCUUCUACGACGCAGACAACGGGAGUGUGAUAGAUAUUGCAGACUUUUGCCAGAAUGCAUGGCUGAGAGUUUUGAGAAACUAUCCUGAGAAUGUUGACGUCUUGACGGGUAAGCCAAUAUGAUGUCCCACUAUCUUCAGAUAAUCAUGUACCUAACACAGAUAUAAAAUAUCAGGAUUGGGUAGGAAUUGGCUUCAAAGAUCUCAAGCGACUCUAGCGAGCAUCCACUGGGAAGAAGGAAAUGAUACCACAGGUACUCCCGGCUUGGCCAUCCACUUUCCUGAGUACGAUUCUGACAAUUGCUCCUUUAUAGAACCACAAAAUGAUCCCCGUAGACAAGGCCCUCUUUAUGUCGAAGCCCGGGGCUAUCUUCAGCCCGCCGUGGACUUUUUCACUCGAGCAAUUCGAGCGGCUGAUGGACUCGGAUCUACUUCCGGUGAUUUGCUAGCUUCGGUAUGUCUCAGACCUCAUUACUAAUUUGGAAUUUUAGUCUAACAAUAAUCAGGCGGCAGAAUCACAUAUGAGUCUGGGUAAUGUGUCUGCAGCUCCAGCAGACGAGCGCGCAUUUACUCAAGCAAUUCGAUAUUUACGCCGUGCGGAAACAACACAGGGAUAUCAGUUGUCAAUUUAUUUGCAACAAUAUCUUAAUGAUUAUGGAAGAUAUGUUUCUUAACUUCGUCUUUUUCUUCCACUUUCUCUCAUACUCCUCAUGAAAUCGGGCAUUUUAGCGUGUACAACAAAAUUCGGCAUUCGGGGUCAGUAUCAGCAUUUUCGAAAAUGGUAUGGGAUCGCAUAACAUAGCAUAUCGAUGGUGACUAGACAUUGGUCAAAAUUUCUUAUAUCAACAUUGAUGAUGACGACGAUUAGAUUUCCUCUUGGGCAACUUUACUUCUCUUUUGCAUUUUUCUUCUUUCUAUAUUUCCGCGAGCAGUUUCCUUGCCAUUUUCGUACCAUCUCUUUCAUUUUUCUCCACCUAGAGUCUAUUAGAUAUUUAGCACAGCUAGAAUAGCAUACCAAAUCCUUGCACAAUUUCUGCUUUUUUUUGCCUGUUUUCUUCAACGAUAUCGACAUUAGAGAAGUUGAAAAUAACAACGAGGAAUGAAAUAGAUAGCCCACUUCCGAACUUCCCAUGUUCAAAUCCUUCCGGAGUGAGAAAUCCUUUCGGUACGAUAAUAGAGUUUAAAGGAUCGCGUCUAAGUAUGUGACACAAGCGCCGUGAACCGGCGGAUACAAUUCGGCGUAUGCUACUUCGCGUCUGUGAUCAUUGAAGGGUUAUGUAAGGGAUUUGAUGAGUGGCCUGGGUGGUGUUGGGCCGUAAUGACUACUUGAGUAAAUAUAGACGACACGGGUAGAGAAGCUCAGCGAAACUUGCGUUUAAAUUUCGGCUCUGGAUAGAGGAUCUAGGAAAGUGUAAACAGUUUCUCUUCGAAAUUGGGUUCGAAGAUCCGAAUAGUGGCAUCGAAGAUUGAAGUCUUGCAAGUAUGAAAUGUAGACUCAAGCCGUCACGGUAUAGGCCAAGGCAUAUGCUGAGACAGGUGUAAGCUAGAUAUAUAUGGUAUUAGCCACUAAGCAAUGAUCAUGUGACAUUGAUUGAGCUGAAACCCUGUCCUUGAAAGAAGCUUGCAACAGCUGUUGAACCAUCAUGGAGGAGAUGAGCA
Messenger RNA from Sclerotinia trifoliorum, 2632 nucleotides. Lineage: Eukaryota; Fungi; Ascomycota; Leotiomycetes; Helotiales; Sclerotiniaceae. The record is from the annotation of a GenBank genome assembly.